Molecule: messenger RNA, 14546 nt
Organism: Mus musculus (house mouse)
Lineage: Eukaryota; Metazoa; Chordata; Mammalia; Rodentia; Muridae
Gene: Itgb1bp2
Product: integrin beta 1 binding protein 2
Exons: 11
Coding region: 86-955 (289 amino acids)
Molecular function (GO): integrin binding; zinc ion binding
Source: RefSeq, a predicted model, not a curated record
AGCUAAAAGCCUUCAGGCUAAGAGGUGUUCCCCACUCUGCAGCCAGACUCCUUGAAAUACCCUUUGAGUGAGCUUCAGUGUCUCCAUGUCUCUGCUCUGCUAUAACAAAGGCUGUGGGCAACACUUUGACCCCAAUACCAAUCUCCCUGAUUCCUGUCGCUAUCACCCUGGGGUGCCAAUCUUUCAUGAUGCACUUAAGGGUUGGUCCUGCUGCCGAAAGCGAACUGUAGAUUUCUCUGAGUUCUUAAACAUCAAGGGCUGUACUGUGGGACUACACUGUGCAGAGAAGCUGCCUGAGGUCCCUCCUCAGCCUGAGGGCCCUGCCACAAGUUCACUUCAGGAGCAAAAACCUCUAAAUACAAUUCCAAAGUCAGCAGAGACCUUGUUCCGAGAAAGGCCUAAGUCUGAGAUGCCUCCCAAACUGCUACCACUUCUUAUAUCUCAAGCCCUGGGAGUGGCUUUGGAACAGAAGGAACUAGACCAGGAACCGGGAGCAGGACUUGACAAUAGUCUGAUCUGGACUGGUUCCAGCUGCCAGAACCCAGGAUGUGAUGCUGUUUACCAAGGUCCUGAGAGUGAUGCUACUCCGUGUACCUAUCACCCAGGGGCACCUCGGUUUCAUGAGGGGAUGAAGUCUUGGAGCUGUUGUGGUAUCCAGACUCUGGAUUUUGGGGCAUUCCUGGCACAGCCAGGAUGUAGAGUUGGUAGACAUGAUUGGGCAAAGCAGCUGCCAGCAUCUUGCCGCCAUGAUUGGCACCAGACAGACUCUGUAGUAGUGCUGACGGUCUAUGGCCAGAUUCCGCUUCCUGCAUUCAACUGGGUGAAGGCCAGUCAAACUGAGGAUAACAACUGUUCUGAAAUCCUGGAGAGAAAGGAGAUGAGGAUAAAAAAAAAUUCCAGAUCUGACUUCAGCCUGAGUGUCCCUUGCCUGGACUGGUCCACAUACCAGCUGUGAGGAAAUUGGAUCCUCCGAGGCCCCUUGUGCAUCCUACCUUCCCUGGACCUCUGUUACUAUUUAUUGAGCUUUGACCCCCCAACCAUCUGUUUCAGUCCUGGUAAAGAGGUCCGGGUUCCGUUCUGAAUCAUGCUCCAAGCCGCUGAGCAGUCUUCCGUUUCCUUUGUUGCAUGGACAGUUUCUCUAUACCACUAAAAGCAGGACAAUGAAUAUAAGAGACGCCUUUAUAAAAAUCUUAAUACAAGCAGGUCAAAAGAACAGAUUAAACUAUACAACAGACAUGUUAGUCAAUAAACCCCAAGCUUCAAAACUACUCAGAAACUGUCUAGCUUCUUCAGUAAAAACCUUACACGUGUACACUUCUAACCCCAGCAUUCAGGAGAGCGAAGCAGAAAGAGAACAAGUUCAAAGCCACCCUCAGCUAGUAGUGAGUUCAAAUUUAGCCUGAGUUGCAUAAUAAGAUUCUUAAAAUAAUUGCCAGAAAGUAAAAAAAGGAAGACUAUGGACUCUUAGUGGCAAACAUGGUAGUAUAAACCCAGUCAACAGCUUCUGGCUAGGGAAAGCUACCCACUCCUGCUCUUUUGCUAACUGGGCAUGUGUCCAUUCCAGUACCUUCUAAAUAACUAUGUUUAUGCUCAUUGAACAGUAAUGCUGUCAGUUUUGAUCAGAGAACUUCUUUUUGCAGUGGUCAGCAGUGACUGCAGAGAUUAGUCCAAGUACUGAGAGGAAGUGACUGCGGAGUGAUUGGUCAUCAAUGCUACAUCUUGUAUCAGGGAGGACAGGAGCAGACAGUGGGAAGAAUGGGGAGACGGAGGGAAGAUGAAGGAAUGCUCACUGGUGCCCAGACACGUCAUGGCUGUUACACUCUGAGAUGACCUCCACAAGGUAGGUCUGCCAUCAUCCUGUCAUGGAAGGUGACAGAUGAUGGACCCACCCCUUGGGUUUGUUUGUUUGUUUUACUUUGAGACAGGGUUUCUCUAUGUAGCCCUGGUUGUCCUGUAGCUCUCUCUGUAGACCAGACUGGCUCUUAUGGAUUUAUAUACAUUUAAAUAGUUAAAGGGAGGAGAGACAUGUUCUUCAGAGAUGUAGUCAUUGAUAGGGUGCUCAUACUCCAGUAACAAUUCUAAUGCAAUUGACUGGAUCCCACCAACUGGGAAGAUGAAGGGGAUUAGCAGAAGUGGAAGAGGUUACAAGAGUAGUGUGUGUGUGUGUGUGUGUGUGUGUGUGUGUGUGUGUGUGUGUGUGUGAAUAUGAUCAAAUAUAUCAUAUAUACAUAUGAAAAUGUCAUAACGAAAACCAUUAUAAUAUAUAAUUAAUGUGUUAAUUAAAUUUGGGUAGUAAUUCAAGCAAAAAAGCUAAAUUUUUACAUUUAUGAUAUGGGCAAAUACCAAUUUGGUAUUGCGUGUCAUUUAUUUUCUGUGCUGAUGACAUUACAAUUAGGAUUUUUACUUUUACAGACACACACUGAAAUCUUUAAAUUUGGAAUGGUAUACUGUCUGGAAUUCUCUCCAAAAUGAUAUAGGAGGAAAGAGAUGAAUGAAAAGAUACUUGAAAUAAGAUUGGCCAGAAAUUGGUAUUUCUUCCGAGUGCAUGGUAAAUGAUUCUUUAUGCUAUUCUGCCUACUUUUGUCCAUGCUGGAAAUUCUUCACACACAAAAAAAGUUUUAUAACAACGUUGUGGAAUUCUAAGCAUCUGAUGAAAGUCUCUGUAUUAGUCUAAAAGAGUAGACCAGAAGGAGGGGAAUUAAGAUGAGGGCUGUCUGAACAGCUCUGCGGGAGAGAGAGUGCCAGGGAAUGCAGGGGACAAAUAAAGGGUUGCUGAGCAGCUGCAAGGGCCAACUUGAAACUGGACAGCACGGAUUUAUAUUUGUCUUCCUGGUUCUCCCUCUAGCAGUGACCUGGGACUUUGGGAACAGAAAGAAAAAGAAAGGACAGUGGAUGAGGGAGUCCCUGAGGCAUUAACACUGUUACGAGUGGCUGCUGCCAGGGAGUGUGAAGUCAAGUACAGCUGGGAGAGUGUCUUGAUUUAGAGGUAGCAGGGGUGUGAUGGCUGCAGUCCCACUGAGGUCAAGGGUCAGGCCAUCAAUAGGGUGGUUAGAGUGGCUUAGAAGAGGCUCAUGUUGGUGUGUGAUAUCACUGAUCAAGAGGCUCCUGGACCCCAGUUAGACUGGACAAAGGGGCAGACUAGGAGGUUGGGGGGUGCUCUUCUUCAAAGAUCCUGGAAGGAUCUUAGACUUUGCAUGUUCUCAGAGGCCAUUAAGACAGCCCUUAGAGAUGUCUGAGGUUUUUUAUUUUCUCAUUUUAACAAAUGACAUUUCUUUGUUCUGUGUGUGUUGGGAGAACUCUACUGCAUGCCAUGGUGCUUGUGUGGGUUGCUUCUCCUUUCACCAGGCUGUUUCUGGUGAUCAGAGUCAGUCAGUCCUGGGGGACAGUUACUUUGUCUCAAUAAUUCAUCUUGCCAGCCUGCAGCUGAAGGUUCUGUUUGCUUCUUAGACAGGGUCUCACUUACUACGUAGCUCUGGCUGGGUCUGGUAGUUAGGUUGACCACCCUGGCUUAACUCUUAGAGAUCUGCCUAACUCUAACUGUGGAAUGCUGAGUUUAAGGGUGUGUGUCACCUCAUCUAAGUACUUUGUUAUUUUAAAGGAAGAAUAUGUAUUAUUAUGCACUCUUACACAUAAAAUGAAAAGAUUUUUAAAUAAUCCCUUUGUCAUCAAAUCUUUAAAUUCACCAUAAUUAUUGGUGAAAAUGUAUAGAUGAGCCAGACAUGGUGGUACACAUACUUAAUUCCAGUACAUAGGAUGCAGAGACAGACAGGAAUCUAUGAAUUUGAGGCCAACCUUGUCAAGUUAGUUUCAGGACAUCCAGUGGUGUGUAAAGACCUUGUUCCAUUCCCCCUCCCCACUGCUGGUGCUGCUGGAAAAAAAAAAACCUCCCCCAAAAGAAAGAAAACAUGGAAAAUUUUAUAAUAGUGUUGCUACCAAAAUAAGAUUUUUAAAAAAAUUUUUUUAUUACGUAUUUUCCUAAAUUACAUUUCCAAUGCUUUCCCAAAAGUCCCCCAUACCCUCCCCCCCCCACUCCCCUACCCACCCAUUCCCACUUUUUGGCCCUGGCGUUCCCCUGUACUGGGGCAUAUAAAGUUUGCAUGUCCAAUGGGCAUCUCUUUCCAGUGAUGGCCGACUAGGCCAUCUUUGAUACAUAUGCAGCUAGAGUCAAGAGCUCCAGGGUACUGGUUAGUUCAUAAUGUUUUUCCACCUAUAGGGUUGCAGAUCCCUUUAGCUCCUUGGGUACUUUCUCUAGCUCCUCCAUUGGGGGCCCUGUGAUCCAUCCAAUAGCUGACUGUGGGCAUCCACUUCUGUGUUUGCUAGGCCCCAGCAUAGCCUCACAAGACACAGCUAUAUCAGGGUUCUUUCAGCAAACUCUUGCUAGUGUAUGCAAUGGUAUAAGAUUCAUUUAAUGAGGUAGGAGUGGUUGCAAUCUUAUCACUGAGAUGUGCAGGCACCAUGGUGACGAGUUUAAGGUCAUCCUCUAUAAGGAAGUUAAAACUAGCCUGGGCUACUAGAAAUUCUGUUCCAAUAAACAAACCUACCUACCUAUUUAGCAGGUGUAGUGGCUUGUGCAUGUAACCCCUACCCUCAGGAAGCAGAGGCAGUCUGAUUGGUACAAGUUCAAAGCCAGACAAGGCUACAUAGCAAGACCUCAUCGUAACAAGAAAAGAAAAGACUAAGAUAACAAAAUUGCCAAUAAAUACUGUAUCCAAGAGUGGUACAUGGAGCCAUAUGGUGAUGGCAGUAUAUGCUUUUAAUCCCAGCACUCAGGAGGCAGAGGCAAGAGGAGCUCUGUGAGUUCAAGACUAGCCUGGUCUACAACACAAGUUUCAGGACAACUAGGACUAUUACACAGAGAGACCCUGUUUCAAAACAACAACAAAAAAGAGUGGUGACAUGGACCCAUGACCCUUUUUAAAAAAAGAUUUAUCUAUUUAUUAUAUGUGAGUACACUGUAGCUGUCUUCAGACACACCAGAAGAGGGCAUCAGAUCCCAUUACAGAUGGUUGUGAGCCACCAUGUGGUUGCUGGGAUUUGAACUCAGGACUCUCGGAAGAGCAGUCAGUGCUCUUAGCCGAUGAGCCAUCUCUCCAACCCCAACCAUAACCCUUUUAAAAAUGUACUUAUUACAUGCAUAAGUGUCUUGUCUCAUGUGUAUCUGUAUGUCACAUGCAUACCUAGUGCUCCUGGAGGUCAGAAGAGAAUAUGAGAUCCUCUGGAACUCAAGUUACAGACCAUUGUGAGCUGCCAUGUGGGUGCUGAGACUCAAACUGGUCCUCUGUGAAAAUAACAUAUUCCCUUAACCACCUAACCAUCUUGACAGGUACAAGGGACUGCUCUUUUCUUUUUCUUUUUUCUAAAGAUUUAUUUAUUUAUUAUAUGUAAGUACACUGUAGCUGUCCUCAGACACUCCAGAAGAGGGAGUCAGAUCUCAUUAUGGAUGGUUGUGAGCCAUCAUGUGGUUGCUGGGAUUUGAACUCCUGACCUUCGGAAGAGCAGUCAGGUGCUCUUACCCACUGAGCCAUCUCACCAGCCCGAUUGCUCUUUUCUUAAGGAGACAGGCUUGUGAUGGCCAGGAUGGCCUUAAGAUUUGAGUUUAGCUGCUUUGCAGCACUCUCACCUGGGACUACCAGUGUGUACUAUUAUGUCUGGAUUAAAAUAAAGCAUGGUCUAGACUAAGUAGCUGCUGAGGAGAAUGGAAGGAAUGUGGAUGAACUUGAGAGAAAGCUCCGUAGGUGGAAGUGAAGAACUAAUAGAACUAAUGUGGUCUUCUCUGUUCUUUUCUACAUAAGACCUUUGUGUGUGUGUGUGUGUGUGUGUGUGUGUGUGUGUGUGUGUGUGUGUGUGUGUGUGCAGUUUAGGCAAGCUUGGAUGUGAGAAAUGGGAGACCCCUCUAGAGCUGGAGUUCCAGGCAGUUAUGGUCCACCUGUUGUGGGUCCUGGGAAUCGAUCUUACAUCCACUCAAGAUCAGCAGGCGCUCUUAAUGGUUGAGCCAUCACUGCAGCCCUCUCCUCUGUUCUUGAACACGGCACAGUUCAGUCUCUAGCAUCUCUGUACUAUCCGUUCCUCCUGUCUAGAAUAAUUUCUGUCCCGAUUUCAGAUGACCUCUCAUGAUAAGGAAUUAGUUAAGUUGAGAACUGGCCAAUAAAAGGAAAGAAUCCACCAUUAACCUAUCUUUCCCAGGGGAACUAUACAGCAAAAUACCAUUUGUGUCUUUUCGCAAAAGUAUUCCAACAAAUUAGAAUAUUACCGGUUGGUUUUUUUUUUUUUUUUUAAGUCUAUACUCAGGAGGCAGAGGUAAUCAGAUUGCUGUGAGUUUGAGGACAGCCUAAUCUACAAAGUGAGUUCCAGGUCAGCCAGAACUGUUACACAGAGAACCCUGUCUCAAAACAAAUAAAACAAAACAACAAUAACAACAAAAAAAGGAAAAAAAGGAAGAAAAGAAAUCUAGGUGUGGAGCAAGUCAUGGUGGCUUUUAAAAGCCUUUAAUCUCAGCACUACGGAGAUAGAACCAGGGAACCAGGCAGCUCUGUAGACCAGCCUAGUGUACAUAGUGAGUUUCAGGAAAGCCAGGGUUACAUAGACCCUGUUAGACAGACAGACAGACAGAUAGACAGAUAGAUCAAUCUGCAUAUGGUGGUGCGCAGGCCUGUAAUCUCAGUUACUCAAAGCCUAAGGUGGCCUUGAACUUGGAGCCCUCUGGAGUGUUACAUUACAGGCCUGUGCCACAGCACCUGGCACAGAAAGGCCAUCUAGACAGUCUCUAAAUCAAUACCUAGUGUCCAGUUCUGUUGGCAUUAGACUUGAUUAUUUUUCCCAUGACCCUUGUCAGCCUGAAGUUUCCUUAAGUGAGAAGCAGUAGAACAGAAGGAAGGGGACACUGUGACAUCAAGUUGAAUUCAAGUUGUCAUAGAGCUCUAUGGCCUUAAAGUAUUUAGGAGCUGCAUGCCUCAGUACACCUAAGUGUGAAACAGAAAUAACACUUCAUCAAAAAAAAAAACAAAAAAACAAAAAAAAACCAAACCACUUCAUCAUAAGUUCAUUAGAAGUAUUAAACAAAAGAACAUAUAAACCCCUCAGCAUAGUCAGAGCCUGGUACAGGGCACACAUCUAAAUGUUCGCAUUGUUAAUGUUAUCUUAUUGUAUGAUUAUUCAUUUAUUUAUAUAUUAUUUAUUUUCCACUAAAAUAAAAUGUUGUAUUAAUACAAUAUACCCAGGACCAAAUUUGACCUAGUAUAUAUAAUACAUGAUCAAUAAAUGUUUGCUGAAUGAGUGAUCUCAGUUGAGCUGACAAAGAAUGGGUAGGAGCCAGGUCCUGGAAUGUUUGCUGUUGUCCUAGCUACUCAAGAGGCUGAGACAAGAGGAUCCAAGUCAGCUUGGAUUGCAUGAGACCUUCCAGAGCCAGGUCUUUAACCCCAGCACUCUGGGAGGCAGAGGUAGGUAGAUCUCUGUGAGUUUGAGGCUAGCCUGGUCUACAUAGGGAGUUCCAGGCCUGUGGAGCCUACACAGUGAAACCCUGUCUCAGAAAAAUAAAGGUGGGAAGAGGUUUGUAGAGUAAUAACAGAGAAGGAAAUCCUGGGCCUGGAGGUAUAACGCAGUGUGCACUGAGUGCUGUAGUAUAGCUGCACCUGUGGGAGGCUCUGGGUUUUAAGAAAAGAAAAGAAAUUCCUGCAUGUUGAAGUAUAUAUGUAUGUGCACCCAUACACAGUCAUGUGAACACCAUGGCUCACAUGUGCAGUUCAAAAGUCAUCUUUGUGGAGUUGGUUUUCUUUUUCCAGCUUGUGGAUCCUAAGGACUAAACUCAGGUCUUUAGGCUUGAAUGAUGAGUGCUUUUACCUGCAGAGUAUCUCCCCAGGCCCUGGAGAUGACGGUUUUGUGAAAGGAUGAAAAAAUAUAUAUGAUGUUUCUAAGAUUUCAAGUUGAAAUAGUAAGGAGACUAGUAGUCUUUUUGUUUGUCUUUUGAAAUAGGGCUUCUCUGUGUAGCUCCGGCCGUCCUGGACUUGCUUUGUAGACCUGGAACUCAGAGAUCCACCUCCCUCUGUCUCCUAGUGCUGGGAUUAAAUGUAUUCGCCACCACCCUGCUGUUAUUUUUCUCCAUUCAUUAAUUUUUUUAUUCACUUUACAUCCUGAUUGCUUCCCCGUCCUCCCAGUACCCCCAUCCUCCCAGUACCCCGACAUACAGCUCCUCCUCCCAUUCUUUCUUUCUCCUCUGAGAGGGUGGAGGCCCUUGGGUAUCCCCCCACCCCAGUCCAGCACAUCAAGUCUUUGCAGGGCUAGGUGCAUCGUCUCCCACUGAUGCCAGACAAGACAGUCCAAUGAGGGGAACUGAUUCCAUAGACAGGCAACAGCUUUAGGGACAGCCCCUGUUACAGUUAUUGGGGGACCCCCACAUGAAGACCAAACUGCACAUCUACUACGUAUGUGGAGGAGGCACCUAGUUCUAGCCCAUGUAUGUUCUUUGGUUGGUGGUUCAGUCUCUGAGAGCACCUAAGGGUCCAGGGUAGUUGACUCUGUUGGUCUUCCUGUAGAAUAUCUAUCCCCUUUAGGGCCCUCAAUCCUUCUUCCAUAACAGUACCCAAGCUCCACCCAAUGUUUGGCUGUGGGUGGAGCCUGUUUCAGUCAGCUGCUUGGUGGAGCCUCUCAGAGGACAGUCAUGCUAGGCUCCUGCCUACAAGCAUAAGAGUAUCAUUAAUAGUGUUAGGGAUUGGUGCUUGCCCAUGGGAUGGGUCUCAAAUUGGGCUGUUAUUGGUUGGCCAUUCCCUCAGUCUCCGCUCCAUCUUUGUCCCUAUAUUUCUUUUUUUUGGGGGGGGGGUUGAUUUUUCAAGACAUGGUUUCUCUGCCCGGCAACUCCCUACAUUUUUUGUAGACAGGACAAAUUUUGGAUCAAAAGUUUUGUGGGUGGGUUGGUGUCCUUAUCUCUCCAUGGGGUUACAGGAGAUCUCUGGUUAUCUCUGCCUGGUUACAGGAGGUGGCAUCUUCAGGUUCUAUAUUGAGAUGAAGAAACAUAACCAAGAUAGCAUAUAUAAUAUAGACUACCUUCUUACCACCACCUAGCAAGUACUCUUUCUUCUUAUGCCUGCGAUUUCAUUCAUUCAUACAUUCUUUCAUUUGAGACAGGAGUUCUUUGUGUUAACAGCCCUGGCUGUCCUGGAACUUGAUUUGUAGGCCAUGCUAGCCUUGAACUCACAGAGAUCAACCUGUCUUUGCCUCCUAGUGCUAGGAUUAAAGGCCUGAGUCACCACACCUAGCCUUUGUUUAAUUUUUUUAAGACUUUAAAUUUUACUUUCAAUAUUUAUUUAAUUUUAUGUCUAUUAAUGUUUUGGCUACAUGUAUGUCUGUGACCCACAUGUGUAUCUGAUAUCAGAGGCUAGAAGAGUGUAUUACACACCCCCUGGAACUGGAAUUACAGCCAGUUAAGCUAUCAUGUGGGCGUUGGGAAUCAAACCUGGCUUCUUCGCCAGAGCAGCCAGCGCUCUGAAUUGCUGAGCCAUCUAUCUAGCCCCUUAUGCCUUGAAUUAAAACUGAGGUCUUGCAUGUGCUAAGCAAGUACUCUCCGAGACACUGAGCUCACCUUGAGCCCUGAAAGUUAAGACCUUAAAAAGCACAGGAAAACAAGGCCAGUGUGUGGUACUUGCCUUUGGUUUCAGGAUUCAGGAAGCUGAAACAGGUGGAACUCUGGGAGCUUUUGAUCAGCAUAUGCUAGCUUUGUGAGUUUAAGGACAGCCUGGUCUAUGUAGUGAGGUCUGGGACUGCCAGAGCUACAUAAUAAAGAGACCCUGUCUCAAAAAAGCAAGAACAAACAAAACAGAAAAACAAUAAAUGGGAACUAAUAUUAUUUGAAUAUUGUCAUGAGAAUGUUAUUUUAGAAAUGGGCUUGAGAAAAUUGGCAUAUAGGAACAGAAAGGCAAGGAGGUACUUACUGGUAAGGAAUACUGGCGUUUGUAAAAAAACAUCAGCACUCAAAAUAGGCAUUUUUCUAGAGGAUUACCUGCAUCAUUUUGGUACUUUAAAAUAUUCAACUCUAUUUACUUAUUUAGACUUGCAAUGUGUAGGAGUGUUUUGCUCCCAUGCAUGUCUGUGCACCAAGUGCAUGCCUGGUGCCCUUGAGGCCAGAAGAACACCAGAAUCCUCUGGAAAUGAGUCAUAGACAGGACAGUUGUGAGUCACCACUGUAAUAACAUGCACAGACCCACAGAGACACAGACACAAAUACACUUUAGUCAAAGUUAAUAAAUUAAAUUAAAAGAUAAGGUCUCACGUAGCAGAGUCUGGCCUUGGUCAGAUCCUCCUGUCUCUCUGCUCUGUGUGCUGAGAAUGUUCCGCGGUGUAUAGUAUGAAAUACUUUCAUAUAAGACUCCUUCGUUUCUUUUUUUUUAAAGAUUGAUUUAUUUAUUAAAUGUGAGUACACCUGUAGCUCCCUUCAGACACACCAGAAGAGGGCGUCAGAUCUCAUUACGGAUAGUUGUGAGCCACCAUGUGGUUGCUGGGAUUUGACUCAGGACCUUCGGAAUAGGAGUCAGUGCUCUUAACUGUGAGCCAUCUCUCCAGUCUGACUUCUUCGUUUCUAAAAUGGAACAAGUUUGUCAAAUUGAAAUAAAAGUUACUUUCUUCCAGUUUAUUCUUCAUAGAAAGUCACAUUUAACAGUUUAGUUGACACACAACCUAUCCCUUUCCUUUUCCUUUUUGGGGUAGAGGUAGAAGGAUGUGAAAGAGUGGCUGUGUAGCCCAGAAUGGCCUUGAACUUGUAAACUUGUUCUUCCUGGCUCUUUCUGAUUAUAGGCGUGUGUCACCAUAGCCCCUGAUUCAUCUGAUUUCCAAGCAUUUCAAAUAUACACUGGAAUAUUUAGAGCAGCAGUUAUCAGCCUGUGGGUCACGACAGCUUUAGCAAACCUUUUUCAAAAAUAAUAUUUAAAUUACAAUUCAUAACCAUAACAAAAUGAAUUAUGAAGUAGUAAUGAGUACUUCUAUGGUUGAGGGUCAGCACAACAUGAAGAACUGUAUUAAGAAGUGGCAGCAUCAGGACAGUUAAGAACUGCUGAUGUGCUGGGCAGUGGUGGCGCACACCUUUAAUCCCAGCACUUGGGAGGCAGAGGCAGGUGGAUUUCUGAGUUCGAGGCCAGCCUGGUCUACAAAGUGAGUUCCAGGACAGCCAGGGCUAUACAGAGAAACCCUGUCUAAUGUAGAGGCAUAGAAAGAACUGCUGAUGUAGAGGCAUAGAAAAAGUCUGAGCAAAUACAAUACCUAAUAUGCAAAAGUUUGUUUCUUUUCCUUUCCAGAUAAUUUGGAAUAAAAAAUAUAUUUUGGCACUGGGGAUUGAACCCAGAGCUUUAAACAUGCUAACUAUGUGCUCUACCCCUGAGCUGCAUCCCCAGCCUAGAGUCAUUUUAUAAUAGUGUUCUGUAAGUUCUGUAGCCAUUAACUAUAUUACAUUCUAUUCCAUUAUAUGUGCACCUGGGGAUCAAACCAGCACUCCAUCAUUGCCUACACCCCAGCUCCACAUAGUUCUUGAAGGUAUUUCCUUGUCAAUCAAUAUGUAAAGAUCUCUUACACUCAUUCGUGUAUUGCAUAAUAAUUAUUGUAUAGAUAUUUUAUAGAUCGAUUGCUCCCCUAUUGAUAAACACUUAGGUUGUUUCUUUUUUAAUAAAAUAAAUAAAUAAAUUUGUGUUCAGCCAGGCAUAGUAAAUGCUUUAAUCUUAGCACUUAGGGGACAAAAGCUAGUGGAUCUCUCUGAGUUCGAGGCCAGCCUGGUCUACAGAGUGAGUUCCAGGACAGCCAGAGCUACACAGAAAAACCUUGUCUUGAAAAAUAGAAAGAAAGAAAGAAAGAAAGAAAGAAAGAAAGAAAGAAAAAGAAAUCCAAACUAACUGCAACAAAACAAAACAAAGAGACAGAGAAAAAAUAAAAAAUAAGCACGGGAAACGAAUGCACAGGAAUGUACACAGUAACUUCCCAAAUACAAAACCAGAAGCCAUAAUAGAUAAGCAGAAGACAAAGAUGGUGAAACUUGCCCAAAGCAUUGUGAGAAGGUAUCUUCCAAAAUACCAUUGGGUUCAUACUGUUGGGCCUGGGGCCUGCUCUUAAGUGUGGACUGUAUACGUAGUGAGACUCUGUUGGAGAAGCUAAUUUUUCAUUUGGAGCAGUACCAUCCACAGGCAGGUGGGUCUGAGCUAUAUAAAAUAUUAGCUGAACAUGAGCAAGCCAGUUAGGAACGUUUAUCAGUGGUCUCAGUUUUUGCCUUCAGUUCCUGCCCUUAGCUUUCCUCAGUAAUGGACUGUAACUUGUGAGCUGAAAUAACUGCAUUCCUCCCUGGCGGAGUUUGGUUAUGACAUUUAUCACAGCAACAGAACACACAAACAGAACACUAGGCAAGGUUGUGUAUGCGGCAAGGCUAGCAAAUAUUUGUACCAUGGACAAUCUGAAAGGUAGAAAUUAGAAACCUGGAUCUUAAAACGUUUUUAAAUUAUAGCUAGACGUUCAUUUAUAUAAGUCAGUUAAAAGUCGGAUAUUAUGGCCUGGAGUGAGCGGGGGCCCAGAGUAAGUGGGGGGCCAGAGCAAGAGGGAGAAGGGAAGGGGGAGGAAGUCAGGUAUUAUUAUUAUUAUUAUUAUUUUUUUUUUUUUGGUUUUUCGAGACAGGGUUUCUCUGUAUAGCCCUGGCUGUCCUGGAACUCACUUUGUAGACCAGGCUGGCCUCGAACUCAGAAAUCCGCCUGCCUCUGCCUCCCCAGUGCUGGGAUUAAAGGUGUGCGCCACCACGCCUGGCUUGGAAGUCAGGUAUUAUAAAAGGACAUAAUAGAAUAAAAGUUAAAUAUGAAAACUGGAGAGGUAGCUUGGUGGUUAAAACCCAUUUACUGCUCUUCCAGAGCAAUGCAGUUACUCCCGUCAUCCACGUUGUAUAGUUCACAAACACCUGCAACUUCUGCUCCAGAGGACUCAGUACUGAACACUGACAGAAGCAUGCACCACACACAACACAUACACAGAGUUUUGUUGUUGGGUUUUUUUAAAAAAAGAUUUAUUUAAUAUGUUGUUACCUUCAAAUACACCAGAAGAUGGCAUCAGAUCCUAUUACAGAUGGUUGUGAGACACCAUAUGGUCACUGGGAAUUGAACCCUGAACCUCUGGAAGAGCAGUCCAGUACUCUUAACCACUGAGCCAUCUUUCCAGCCCCUCCCUUUUAAAAGUCAUAUAUUAAUUACCUCAGUCCCCCAAUUCUCUUUCUAGAGACAACCACUAUUGCUAGUGGUCUUUGUUGUUGUUUUGAAAAGGGAUCUCACUGUUUAGGCUCUGAUGGCUUGAAACUCACUAUGUAGUUCAGGGUGGCCUCAAGCUGGAGGUGAACUUCUUCUCUAAUGCUGAGAUUAUGGCUUGUGCCACCAUGCCUGCUGGCAUGUGUGCUUGUAUCAAUAUGUCUUUCUGCUUUUUCCAGAAAAGUUAUAUGUUAUUAAUCCAUUCUUUUACUAAAAUCUCUAAAACUGUUUCACACCAAUAUACACAUAGUACCUUAUUCUUCUAUAUGGCUAUAUCAUAAUUUAACGUGUCUCCAACAUUUCAUUUCCUUGCAGUUUCCUGCCAUGCAAAUCCCCUUGAACACACUUAAUGUACACAGUAUAAUGCAGGAUAGAUCCCUAGAGGAACUGCUGGAUAUCACAUAGUAGCUGCUCUCAUUCCUUGGCCAGUUCAUCUCACAUCUUCUUCAUUCUUCAAUAUAUAUAUAUAUAUAUAUAUAACAUUGGAGGUAGAGAGCAAAAGUGAUUUCAUCAGCUUCUAGAGUGCUGUACCAUGGGUGAAACCCAAUCAUGCCUCUAAGCCUCAUAGAUUGGUUCAGGCAACUCAGGCUGAGCCCAUGGCACCAUUUUCCUGUUCACAGGGAUUGUUUAGGAAUGCACCAAGACCCAAUAAAAUGACUGAGGGGAUUUGCUGAAGGAUUUGUGGGUAGAAGUUGUCCCCCCCCCCCGGGUGAGGUACAAGAAGCCAGCCUUUUCUUUUAGACAGUGUGGUGGCUGCCUUCAAAUACUUCAUUCCUUUUGCUACCAAGGAAUGAAUCCAUUUUAAAAUGAAGCACAUACUUUAGAAGGCUGAUAGAAGGAAAUUGGGUCUUUGAUAUUGCUAUCUGUGGAAUCAAAGCAACACAAUACCUGCUCUUCUGAAGUCUGUAAUUGAAUGAACCAAGAAAUUCUCUUAUCACUGAAGCCUAUUGGAAUUGGGUUUUUCAUUACUUACUAAUUUUAAAAGGAUAUGUACUUCUGUAUGUUUUGUUUGUUUUGUUUUGAAACAGGGUUUCUCUGUGUAGCCUUGGCUGUCUUGGAACUCUCUAAGUAGGCCAGGCUGGCCUGCAGAGUGCUGAGACUAAAAGAAUGGGCCACCAUGUCUGGCAAAAGGAUAUGUACUUUUAAAAUAUUUUGACAAUUGCCUUUCCAAAACUUAUACCAACAGCUGAACAACAAAACAGAAGGGAAGUCUGUUUCUCUAUAUUCUUGCCAAAUAAUAUAUUACCAUAUUUUCUAAUAUUGCUAUUAAAAAUAUUUAUUCUUUGAUAAUUCAUACAA